Messenger RNA from Bactrocera tryoni, 1729 nucleotides. RefSeq lists its product as uncharacterized. Bases 23 to 676 code for a protein of 217 amino acids. The transcript has a single exon. The record is from RefSeq and is a predicted model, not a curated record. Lineage: Eukaryota; Metazoa; Arthropoda; Insecta; Diptera; Tephritidae.
CAAUGGCGAGGCAGGUGUGGGCAUGAUGAGCGGAGUGGGUAGCUAUGGAAGUGGGUUUUUCGGCGCUGCAGCCACCGGCGUGGUAGGAGGUUCAACAUCGGCGGCUAGUGACUACAGCAGCAGUAGUACCAGCUGUUUUUACGCCCCCAAUGCUGCACAGGGAGCACCAACGGCUGGUGUUGUUAAUCCAACAACAAUGCUGUCCAAUUACUGUGACGCAGCUAUGAUGAUGGCAGCGGCGGCGGUGAAUGCCAAUCAAUGCCUUCAACAACACCACCGAAUGUUGCUCGCCAAUAGCGCUGGCAGCAGUCACAACCUCGCGAACGGUCACAAUAGCCACGACUGCAGUGACGAUAUUGACGGAGCAAGCGGUACAACCGUGAACGGAGACGCGAUCAUGCCAGCCACAUCCAUAUCGGCAGUGACAUCACCGACAACUUCGACGGCAUCCACGAGCGCUUCUGCCCCAAUGUCUACUGUCAAUUCAUCCGCCACUAGCAUCAGUCAACAAUACCAGCAGCAGACCCAACGCUGCCCCUCAAACGCGCAUCCACCCGCCCAACCGCAUAUGCACAUCCACGACCUCCAGGGGCAGCAACAACUGCAAACGCAGCUGGCAUCGUCACCAAACCUAAUCGAUAUCAGCGAAGUUCCUCUCGUUGUCGACGUCAAGUAAAUAUAGUAUAGUUGUAAUUGCGGUUCAAAGGAAAGCAGCUUAAAUAGAUUUCAAAAGUUUACGUUCAGAAUUGACCUAAACAAAAACUAAAAAAAAUACAAAAAAAAUAGAAGCUGAUGUGAAGACAUGUAAAAUUAGCAUAAAUUUUUACUCUUUAGAGUUGUUAAAGCGCAAUUUUUUAGAAAUUUAAUCAUUGUCAUGCAUUUGUAAAUAUUUUAAUAAUUAAUAUUUAUAGUAAUUUAUUUAUUGAAGUUAUACAAAUGGUUUUCCAAAACUAUGAAACUUGAAGCCAAAAAUUAAAAGUAAACGUAUUGACUUGCUUUGAAGCUGCAGCAAUUACAAAAUAGCAAUAGUCCAACCGUUUGAGGAUGAAUUAAAAUUUUUGUAGACUGCUCUUCUCGAACGAUGGCAACGCCUUAGCUAAGGAAUCACCUAAAAUGAGGCUGAUAAUAAUCACUACCGAAACAAAAACUAGUAUUUUGCUCUCAACCUAAUUUGCGGGAAAGUUAUGGUGGCUUCAAGUGACAUACUCUUUGAAAAAAAUGAUAGAAGCUUCAGAAUCUCGUUAAACGAGACUUGAAUGUUGUCUUAAAAGGUAAAAUGCAACAAUUUUCAUAUGCUUAGGCGAAAGCGAAAAUGAUAUAUCAAUAUUUGUGAAAUGGAAUGGCACUGAAUCUUACUUAAUUUCAGUUUACAUUUAAAAAGUACUUUUUAAUUUAUAAAAUACUUUUGUUUAUCGCGUGCAACUUGUUUGUUCUACACAUGCUUCAAAUACCAAAUUAAUUUUAAAAAAUUCCUAGUGUCUUCUAAUCGGAACUGUUGCAAUUUUGUGCUUUAUUAAAUAUUUUUAAACAAGUAAAAUUAAAAAUUUUACAAUUUACAAAUAAAUGUCCAGAAAACCUUAUUUUUAUUAAAAGCAGAAUUUAAUUAGCAAAUUUUUUAUUUUAUUUUACAAAGAUCAAAACCAGUGCAAGUUAGAUUUAAGCUGAAACACUUUUUAUUUAUUAUACAACAUGAAUAUAUUUUAUUUUGAAAUAAAGUUUGAUAUUUUUA